This is a messenger RNA of Myotis daubentonii (Daubenton's bat), 7782 nucleotides long. RefSeq names its product nuclear factor related to kappaB binding protein (gene NFRKB). The record is from RefSeq and is a predicted model, not a curated record. Gene Ontology annotation, cellular component: Ino80 complex. Gene Ontology annotation, molecular function: protease binding. NCBI's taxonomy places the organism in Eukaryota, Metazoa, Chordata, Mammalia, Chiroptera, Vespertilionidae.
UCUAAGGCCCCGCCCCUUCCGCCGCCCGAGCCCGGAGCGUGCACGCAUAGAGACGCCUUGCGAGGGCGAGCGCGUCCUGGAGCCCGCGGGCCGAGGAUCGCAGCGGACAACGAGGCCCGCGCUUGCGGCCGAGAAUUUCAGAAUGAGAAGUCAUUGCCUUACUACGUUACGUGACUGCGUUAGGUCGCGGAAACUCAUCCAUCUAGAGAUUAUUCAUUGCAGGAAUCCAGGAUUGGUCCAACUACCCUUCGUCAAUUGAUACCUGGCGAGAUUCCCUGUGGAACAUAAAAAAUGGAUUCCUUGGACCAUAUGCUGACGGACCCCCUGGAACUGGGUCCGUGUGGAGACGGCCAUGGCGCACGGAUUAUGGAGGACUGCCUCCUGGGGGACACCAGGGUUAGUCUGCCGGAGGACCUUCUGGAGGAUCCCGAGAUAUUCUUCGAGGUGGUCAGCCUCUCUACGUGGCAGGAGGUGUUGAGUGACUCGCAGCGCGCGCACCUCCAGCAGUUCCUGCCCCACGUCCCUGAGGACAGCGCUGAGCAGCAGAACCAGCUGCUCCUGGCCCUGUUCAGGGGCGAGAACUUCCGCUUCGGGAACCCUCUGCACAUCGCCCAGAAGCUCUUCCGAGAUGGACACUUCAACCCUGAGGUGGUCAAGUAUCGGCAGCUAUGCUUCAAGUCGCAGUACAAGCGGUACCUCAGCUCCCAGCAGCAGUACUUCCACCGGCUGCUGAAGCAGAUUCUGGCUUCCCGGAGUGACCUCCUGGAAAUGGCCCGUCGGAGCGGCCCGGCCCUUUCCUUCCGGCAGAAGCGCCCUUCCCCGUCCCGCACCCCCGAGGAGCGGGAGUGGCGCACCCAGCAGCGCUACCUGAAGGUCUUGAGGGAAGUGAAGGAGGAGUGUGGUGACACGGCCCUGUCGUCCGAUGAAGAGGCCACGUGGGAUUUACGAGAAACAUUUUCUUUUGAAGAUCUCAGCUCAUGGCUCCCGAGCUCCCCAGCGCGCUCUCCUAGCCCCGCGGUGCCCCUGCGGGUGGUGCCCACGCUUUCCACCACAGACAUGAAAACUGCAGAUAAGAUAGAACUGGGGGACAGUGACCUGAAGAUCAUGCUAAAGAAGCACCAUGAGAAGCGGAAACAUCAGCCGGAUCACCCGGACCUUUUGACAGGGGACCUGACUCUCAAUGACAUCAUGACUCGUGUCAACGCUGGCAGGAAAGGCUCUCUAGCAGCCCUAUAUGACUUGGCUGUCCUUAAAAAAAAGGUUAAGGAAAAAGAGGAGCGGAAGAAGAAGAAAAUAAAAGUGAUCAAAUCAGAAGCAGAGGACUUGGCUGAGCCCUUAAGCGGGACUGAAGGGAUCCCACCCCUCUCACAGGCUCCGUCUCCGCUGGCAGUGCCUGCCAUCAAGGAGGAGCCUCUGGAAGACCUCAAGCCUUGCCUGGGAAUCAAUGAAAUCUCUUCCAGCUUCUUCUCUCUCCUCCUCGAGAUCUUGCUGCUGGAGGGGCAGUCUAGCCUUCCUGUGCUGGAGGAGCGGGUUUUGGAUUGGCAGUCCUCUCCGGCCAGCUCCCUCAAUAGCUGGUUCUCUGCAGCCCCCAACUGGGCGGAGCUGGUGCUACCAGCCCUGCAGUAUCUUGCUGGAGAAAGCCGUGCCGUGCCUUCCAGUUUCUCUCCAUUUGUUGAGUUCAAGGAGAAAACCCAGCAGUGGAAAUUGCUUGGCCAGUCCCAAGACAACGAGAAGGAGUUAGCUGCCCUCUUCCAGCUGUGGCUCGAAACCAAAGACCAGGCCCUCUGCAAGCAAGAAAACGAAGACAGCUCAGACGCCACCACGCCUGUUCCCCGGGUAAGAACUGACUAUGUGGUGCGGCCCAGCACCGGGGAGGAGAAACGGGUGUUUCAGGAGCAGGAGCGUUACCGGUACAGCCAGCCCCACAAGGCGUUCACCUUCCGGAUGCACGGCUUCGAGUCUGUGGUGGGGCCCGUGAAGGGCGUGUUUGACAAGGAGACCUCCCUCAACAAGGCUCGGGAGCACUCCCUGCUGCGCUCCGACCGGCCCGCCUACGUCACCAUCCUCUCUCUCGUUCGAGAUGCCGCAGCUCGGCUGCCUAACGGCGAGGGCACGCGGGCAGAGAUCUGCGAGCUGCUCAAGGACUCCCAGUUUCUUGCACCAGAUGUCACCAGCACUCAGGUGAACACAGUGGUGAGCGGGGCCCUGGACCGGCUGCACUAUGAGAAGGACCCAUGUGUGAAGUACGACAUCGGCCGCAAGCUGUGGAUCUACCUGCACCGCGACAGGAGCGAGGAAGAGUUCGAGCGGAUUCACCAGGCGCAAGCAGCGGCUGCGAAAGCCAGAAAAGCCCUUCAGCAGAAGCCCAAGCCCUCCUCUAAGGUGAAGUCCAGUAGCAAGGAGAGUUCCCUGAAGGCCCUCAGCAGCGGCCCCUCUGAGCAGAGCCAGAUGAGCCUCAGUGACUCCAGCAUGCCGCCCACCCCCGUCACCCCUGUGACGCCCACCACGCCAGCCUUGCCCGCCACGCCUAUCUCCCCGCCGCCCGUUCAGGCAGUCAGCAAGAGCGGCCCGACCACCGUCCCAGAACCCGCGAAAUCCAGCUCCGGCGUUCUUCUGGUCUCCUCGCCAACGAUGCCACAGCUGGGAACCAUGCUCUCCCCAGCCGCCAGCCAGACGCCGCCGACUUCCCAGGCCGCUGCCCGCGUCGUGAGCCACUCUGGCUCGGCGGGACUCCCCCAGGUACGGGUGGUGGCCCAGCCUGGCCUUCCUGCUGUUACCCAGCAGUCAGCGGGGCCAGCACAGACACUGCCACCGAUUCCAGCAGGGCCACAGAUCCGCGUGCCAGCCACCGCGACGCAGACCAAAGUCAUGCCCCAGACAGUCAUGGCCACCGUCCCAGUCAAAGCUCAGACUGCAACGGCCACUGUGCAGCGGCCGGGAGCCGGGCAGACGGGCCUCACGGUGACAAGUCUCCCUGCCACCACCAGCCCUGCGAGCAAGCCAGCCACCAGCUCCCCCGGGAGCUCUGCUCCGAGCGCGUCCACAGCCGCCGUCAUCCAGAAUGUGAGCGGGCAGAACAUCAUCAAGCAGGUGGCGAUCACGGGGCAGCUUGGUGUGAAGCCCCAGACAGGCAGCAGCAUCCCACUGACCGCCACUAACUUCCGCAUCCAGGGCAAGGAUGUGUUGCGCCUGCCACCCUCCUCCAUCACCACAGAUGCCAAAGGCCAGACGGUUCUGCGGAUCACACCGGACAUGAUGGCCACGUUGGCCAAGUCCCAGGUGACCACAGUCAAACUGACCCAGGACCUCUUCGGGACAGGAGGCGGCACGGCAGGCAAAGGCAUCUCCGCCACCCUACACGUCACUUCCAACCCCGUCCACGCCACGGACAGCCCUGCCAAGGCCAGUUCCGCCAGUGCCCCCGCGUCCACUCCAACUGGCACCACCGUGGUCAAAGUGACGCCCGACCUCAAGCCGGCGGAGGGCUCGGGGUCAGCUUUUCGCCUGAUGCCCGCCCUCGGUGUGAGUGUGGCCGAGCAGAAGGGCAAAAGCACCGUGGCCUCGUCAGAAGCGAAGCCGGCUGCCACCAUCCGCAUCGUGCAGGGCCUGGGCGUGAUGCCUCCCAAGGCCGGCCAGACCAUCACAGUGGCAGCCCACGCCAAGCCAGGGUCCUCGGUGGCCAGCGGCUCCGGGACUGUUCACACGUCAGCGGUGUCCCUGCCCAGCAUGAACGCUGCCGUGUCCAAGACGGUGGCCGUGGCCUCAGGGGCCGCCAGCACCCCCAUCAGCAUCGCCACGGGAGCCCCCACGGUGCGGCAGGUGCCCGUCAGCACCACGGUGGUUUCCACGUCCCAGGCUGGGAAGCUGCCGACGCGGAUCACAGUCCCGCUCUCUGUGAUCAGCCAGCCUAUGAAGGGCAAGAGUGUGGUCACAGCCCCCAUCAUCAAAGGCAACCUGGGAGCCAACCUCAGUGGGUUGGGCCGCAACAUCAUCCUCACCACCAUGCCAGCGGGCACCAAGCUCAUAGCUGGCAACAAGCCCGUGAGCUUCCUCACUGCCCAGCAGCUGCAGCAGCUCCAGCAGCAGGGCCAGGCCACACAGGUGAGGCCAGGACGCACUGUGGGCCCCACCGGCUUCUCUCCUUGCCUUUGCUGUCUGUGCCCACCUGGCGAGCCUGUUUGCAAGCUGCUGACCAGACGUUCUCUUUGCGAACAGGUGCGCAUCCAGACUGUCCCCGCGUCCCAUCUCCAGCAGGGAACAGCCUCGAAUUCCUCCAAAGCGGUCUCCACUGUUGUUGUGACCACAGCUCCGUCUCCUAAGCAGGCACCCGAACAGCAGUGACUCUGAGAGAAGCUUCCAUCAGAGCCCAGACCUGCUCCGCCCUGCAGGCCGCCAGGAAGGGAGCAGGGAGGCCCCUCCUUCCUCUGAGGCCAGUGGCGGGCUGGCGGCCACAGGGCUGCCCUCUGCUGCCACACCCCACGAGGAGGACACUGAGGAAGGCUCGCUCCAGGUCUGUUCCGUACCAACCCAGGGAGGCUUCUCUCAGAACCGUGUGAGGUCAGUGUGUCACACAAGCCAGGCUCCCCGAGAGCGGGCUUACGGGGGGAGUGCGGACAGCGACUGCGCCGCAUUCUGUACGCGGCUCGUACCUUUCAGCUAGUGGUCUUCUCCGUGACGAGUGGUCUGGAGAGGAGCUUUGUCUCCAGAAAUUUUUAUGUAACUUAUUUUUUUUAAAGAGCCUAUUGUACAUCUUGGUCAAAUAGAAACUUGGGCGUUAGCCCCCUAAACGGAUUCAUUCUUUUGACCAGAAUGUGAGAAUGGCAGGAUUCUAAUAAGUUGGUGGCUGACUGGAUAACUCCGUGGAGAGGCUCUGAGAUGGGAAAGAAACACAAGAAGUGAGAGUGUGUGGGUUCCCUGAAAUGGGACUAGUUGGGCACUACCUCUUAAAGAGGGGGUGUCGGGAUCCUGGCUGUCCCCACCAAGCCUGUUAACACGCCCGGGCCGGUGGGCACGGCGGAUGGAUGCCAGCAGGGACGUUGUUCUUGCAGCACAGACUGCAUUUCAGUUCUGAGACUCUACCUUCUGCUUUGCUCCAGAACAAGAGUCAGCAAGCCACCGCCCUUAGGUUGGCUUCCUGUUUUUGUAAAUAAAGUUUUAUUGGAACACAGCCCAUGCCCAUUUCGUUUGUGUGUUAUCUGUGGCUGCUUUCAGUUCCAGCAGAAGCAGAACUGAAUAGAUGCCACAUGGUCCUCAAGUCUAAAAUACUUUCUGUGUGGUUCUUUAAGUAAGACUUUGCUGACUUCUAUUCCAAAGUAGAGAUGGUGUCCCUACUGGACAGCACCAACCACAAAAAGAUCAGUGCGGGUAAGCAAGUUAUUUAAUCCUGGCUGUUCCCUGCUUCUCAGGCCCACCGAGCUGCAGGCAGAGAGCUGGGCAUGGUGCUUUAAUUAAGGCACUGGGGGUAAGAGUAUGUGCCGCUUCUGUGCUGGAGCAGGGCUUGGGUGGGAAAGCUUUUCUGCAGGGGCAGAGCUUCCCUAACUCUUGGAAGGAUCCAGAUGACUGAAAAGGUAUCUUAAUCUGUCGAAGUCUAGCGAUGAUACUGUAUGGCGUCUGCGUGUGGAAGUGGAUUGGAAGGAGUGGCCUGCUUCAGAGGGAUCAGGCAAGUUGUCGAGGGGCCGACACCUUUCAAUGGCUUGGUGGUGACACAGUGGUUGUACAGACACCUCAUUGGAUUCCUAAGGAAGUUCUGUGAAACAGUUAAGCUGUUCUCACUGGGAGAAAAUGCGCAUCUCAGCUGGAGUUAGAACCAAGAAGUAAGUCCAGUCUUCGGAUUCUAAGUCAGGUGCCCUUUCUGCUGCCUUCCUAAGAAGGGAGCGGCCGUGAUGUGUCAUGGUGAGACUUGGGGGUGAUCCAGAGCUGAGGGUGGAGUCUGGAUGACAGGGCAGAGGUGAAUCGGCCGAGGUGAGAUUGAGCUUUUGAGGGGAGUGGAGGGCUGGGCAGAAAGGGAUGGGAAAUGGCCGGAGGCAGGGACUGCAGUGAGGAGAAACAACUGUUUCACCGAGUAAAGGUGGCUGCACCUGCUGUUUCAUAAUACUUUGGUAUUUGCAUGUCAGUACUCCCUGGAGUCACAUUUCACACGGAAAGUUCAUGUGACAGGCUCUAAGUGAGCAACAGGUAGAAAUUGGAGGAAUCCUGUCUUGGGUGUUGACUGCUGGUUAAACUUCCUCUGAAUUUGUUUAAUAAAUGAUUUCAUAAAAGUCGUUCUGGCCUUCAGCCCCAACCUCACCCCACACUGUUAUUGACUGAAGUCACCUGACCGCUCAUCUCCUUAGUGGCUGCAGACUUUGACAUCCGAGGGGAACAGUGUAGGACAGCCCUGGGAAGUGAGAUGGGUCCUGGCCAGCCUGUCGGUGGAGUACACAGCGGAAACCACCUCUUGGAGUUGUUCAGGUGACGUCACCAGCAUUUGCACCAAACAUGGGUCCUGGAUGCACACCUGGGGCCAUGAGAGAUGUGGUGGCUCCGGGGGUGUUUGGGGGGACAAUUCCAGGAGGACCUGUGGCGGCCUUGAGUCUUUGAGCCUCUGGUGGACAGGAGUUGACAAAGUUAUUCCGACCAUGUGUCUCAGACUGGAUUUGGUGCAUAGCAUUGUGAGGGGUUUGCACUGUAGCCCAGAAUGUUCAUGUUAGCGGUGAUCACUUCUCUGAUGGUGUCCCAGCCAUGCUGGGAAGGAGCAUUAAUUAGAAUAGGCUUGGAUGUUUUAUAGUUGAUCCUCACUCUGGAGAAAAUACCUUUCCCUAAAGCCUGCUGCCUCACCCCCUUUAAUUCAGAAUGGAGAGUGCUGCUUUGAAAGUAAAACCCAGAGUAGGUUCCUUCUUCCCACCUCCAAUCGCUGAGGAAAGGACAUGUUUUACAUUCAUUGCCAAUAACGGGUCCUCUGGUACUUGUUGAAAGGAUGUUGGGUUUUACUGAGCAGGCAAACCCACUGGAUGCUGAAAGGGUACCCAUGGGCUCGCCUCUCAGUACUAAAUCUGAGUUUUCAGGGACCUCAUUCUUCUCCUGAAGCUGUGCCUCCAGCUCUAAGUGCUGGCUGAGCAAGGGAGGUGCUGAGUGCAGAGUUUCUCCCAGAGCCGUCCAGUGCUCCACGGGAAUGACCCGGUGCUGACCUCAAUGCUCCAUGGGAACGACCCCAGUGCUGCCCUGAGUGCUCCACGGGAAUGACCCUGGGCUGACCUCAGUGCUUCAGGUGAAUGACGACCUCGAUGCUCCAUGGGAAUGAUCGCUGCAUUUGUGUGACGUAGCAGAGGAGAAAGGCGAGAGACAGGCUGGCUGGAGUCCUACUGAAAUCUGGUUCUACACCUAGUAACCUUAGACCACUCAACUACGAAGACGGAAUGUAUUUCCAGUAUACCGGUAGGUGGUCGUGAGAAACAAGAUAUAUUUCAGAGUCUGAAAAGUGCCCAACAAUUGAAUGGUACUAUUUGGUCUCUAUGGUAAGAGCUUUCAGAUUCGUCCUAACCCACCUUUAUCCAUUCAUGUUCUUUUCUCUCUGCCUGGAAUGUGCCUUUUCUAUGGGCAAGCUCCUCCCUCCUUUGUGUCACGGUGGUUUCACUUACCAUCAUGGCAUCAGUCACCCCGUAUGAACUGCCUGCAUAGUUCUCCCAUCAGACUGAAUUCCUUGCUGGGCACAUAUUUAGUUAAUCUGUACAACCAUUCCAGUCCUGGUGCAAAGGAGAUGUUUAAUAAGCCCUUGUUGAAGGAAGCUUAAAAAAAAAAAAAGAA